Gryllus bimaculatus (two-spotted cricket) is the source of this 336-nucleotide messenger RNA. The record is from the annotation of a GenBank genome assembly. NCBI's taxonomy places the organism in Eukaryota, Metazoa, Arthropoda, Insecta, Orthoptera, Gryllidae.
AUGUACGAAAAACCUCUAGGCGUGAAUUGGGACAUGCCGAGAAAUAACAAGGUGCUAGGGCUCACCCAGCGGCAGAAGUAUUCACAGGAAUCGUUGGAGGAAGCAGUCACCGAUGUUUGCAGAGUCACCGAUAAUCAAGAAAUUUUGUUGUGGAAAUCAUCUGCAAAAAGCCAUGGGACGAGGCUGCACGUCUCUCCAGGGACGUCUGUGACAGAAGCUGAUCUUUCCAGAGUACGCAAAACUGUGUCGCGGGAGGAACAGGACCCUGUCGCUCCUGAAUCUGAUGACCCAGACCUUGACUUUGAUGCACCAGCAAAUCCAUCAACCUUCCAUUAG